Messenger RNA from Drosophila mojavensis, 4037 nucleotides. It is a transcript of the gene Vang, whose product is annotated as vang-like protein 1. NCBI's taxonomy places the organism in Eukaryota, Metazoa, Arthropoda, Insecta, Diptera, Drosophilidae. The record is from RefSeq and is a predicted model, not a curated record. Gene Ontology annotation, biological process: establishment of planar polarity; multicellular organism development; Wnt signaling pathway, planar cell polarity pathway. The transcript has 2 exons. Bases 443 to 2185 code for a protein of 580 amino acids. Gene Ontology annotation, cellular component: plasma membrane.
UGUGGUGACACUGGCUGCCAUUCUUGUUGGUCGGGGUUGAAUGCAGAGCGAAGCAGCGCCUUAGUGAAAUAAAAAGCAGUGAAAAUGUGUAUUAAAUAGUGAAAAAUAUUAAUGAAAGCAAUAUGCAAAUGCUACAAAGUGUUCAUGUACUCCUUUGUUAGUUAUAAAAUUGGCUGCAAAGCUAUGUGCAACAGUGGAAACGGCAUAGACUCCACCCAGCGCACCGCUUGCAACAAAUACCUAUGAAUGUGCUGCGAACACACACACACGCGCAUACAAAGAAAAACACAUACAUGUAUAUGCAUAUGGGAAAAACCUGCCGUAAUUACAGUUAGACAGUAAAAUAGCCAGCGCGGUCAGUUAAUUAGGCUACAAAGCGAGUUUCAGGUGUUGACGCCCACGCACGGACGCCAACAAUUGCAAUUUUUGUUGUUUGCUUGCAAUGGAAAACGAAUCCGUCAAAUCGGAACAUAGUGGACGCUCGCGACGCUCUCGCAAUCACAACAACAAUAGUGGGGGAGGGGGAGGAGGCGGAGGUGGUGGUGGCGGAGGCGGAGGCACCGUUAACAACGGAUAUCACAGAGAUCGCUCAAGGCACUCACAUCGGAGCACCCAUUCCUCGAAAUCCGGCAAAGGGCGCAGCGAUAUGGCGCCCUAUCAAACAAGUGUUAAUAUGACAGGUGACGAUUCUCGCGAUGGCCAGGAGGUGAUUGAGGUGCAGAUAUUGCCACAGGAUGAGAAUUGGGGUGAGAAUACAACGGCUGUCACGGGCAACACCUCGGAGCAAAGCAUUUCCAUGGAGGACAUCAACAAUAUGUGGCACAGGGAGAAUGAGAAAGGAUUCGGCUUCGCUUGUCGUCGCUACGUGGAAUCAACAUUCUACUUCCUGCUCGGCUGUGGCGCAUUCUUCUCGCCCGUCGCCAUGGUCGUGAUGCCAUACAUUGGCUUCUUUCCGUCGGCCUUCGAUCAUCCGGAAUUGACCCAGACUGUGCGCACACAGCUGCUGGCAUGCAGCGAGCAGUGCAAGGGACAGCUCGUCUCGCUGGCCGCUCGACUGCUGUUGCUAGCCAUUGGAUUGUGGGCCCUGUUCAUGCGUCGCACAGCGGCCAGCAUGCCGCGGAUUUUUCUGUAUCGUGCGAUCGUGCUGCUCCUGGUCACCAUUUGCACCUUUGCCUAUUGGCUCUUCUACAUUGUGCAGGUCACGAACAGCGCCAAGAUUGUGGUGGAAACCGGCGGCGAUACUGUUGACUAUAAAUCGCUAGUUGGCUAUGCGACCAACUUUGUGGACACGCUGCUCUUCAUACACUAUGUGGCGGUUGUCCUACUGGAGCUGCGCCAUCAGCAGCCAUGCUAUUAUGUUAAGAUCAUACGCUCCCCAGACGGCGUUUCGCACUCGUAUAUGCUUGGCCAGCUGAGCAUUCAGCGUGCUGCCGUGUGGGUGCUGCAGCACUACUAUGUGGACUUUCCCAUCUUCAAUCCGUAUCUGGAGCGCAUACCCAUAUCAAUAUCGAAGUCGCAACGUAACAAAAUCUCGAACAGCUUCAAAUACUACGAGGUCGAUGGCGUCAGCAACUCGCAGCAGCAGAGCCAGAGUCGAGCUGUGCUGGCGGCAAAUGCAAGACGUCGCGACUCCUCGCACAACGAACGCUUCUACGAGGAGCACGAGUACGAGCGGAGGGUCAAGAAGCGACGCGCACGCCUUAUCACAGCCGCCGAGGAGGCCUUCACUCACAUCAAGCGCAUACACAAUGAACCAGCUCCCGCCUUGCCCCUGGAUCCCCAAGAGGCAGCUCAGGCGGUGUUUCCCUCGAUGGCUCGCGCUCUGCAGAAAUAUUUGCGUGUCACACGGCAGCAGCCAAGGCACACCUUUGAGAGCAUACUCAAGCAUCUGGCGCACUGCCUCAAGCAUGACUUGUCGCCGCGCGCCUUCCUGGAGCCUUAUCUGACCGAAUCGCCAGUCAUGCAGAGCGAGAAGGAGCGUCGCUGGGUGCAAUCGUGGUCACUGAUUUGUGACGACAUCGUCUCGCGCCCCAUUAGCAACGAAUGCACGUUCCAGUUGAUACAGAACGACGUCUCCCUGAUGGUCACCGUGCACAAGCUGCCCCACUUUAACUUGGCUGAGGAGGUAGUCGAUCCCAAGAGCAAUAAGUUUGUAUUGAAGCUCAACUCAGAGACAUCUGUAUGACACCAGCCACAUCAGCAUCAUCAGCAACACCAUCAACAGCAGCAGCAAAGAACUCCUCCUUUGAUAACGCCCACGCACAGCAAUCAAACGCAAUCAUCGUAUUUGCAUGUGUUCGUCUGAUACUUUACAUCCACAUACCGAUAUUUAAUAAUAUUUGAUUAAUAUUUUAUACAAGUUUAUAUAAAAUUUAAACAGCUGCUGCUAAAAUUUAUAGAUUUUAUAUAAGAAAUUAAGGCUUAGCAAUUUAAAAGGUUUUAUAUUUAGUUUGUAACAUUUAUUUUAAUACUCUAACUUUCCUAUAGGUAAAAGCUGCUCAAAUGUUUUUCAAUUUAUGACUUUUAUACUCACGAAAGUGAAAUGAGUAUAUUGUUUUCAUGUUACAUUAAUUUGAUUUAACAUUCAUGCAGCUUUUUCUCACAUUUUCAACAUUAAAUUUUAUCAAGCUCUCAUUGCUCUAUUUUAUAACUUGAGCUGCUACCUGUAUCUCAUUGCAUAUGUCUUUUCUUUCGAAUUAUCGCUAUCUCAUCACCAUAUAUCCAUUUUCAAUUUCUAGUCUCCAAUAUUUCGCCUACUGAAAUCAUGACAUUCCCUCUCUUUAGAGCUGAGGCCCUGGCCAUAUCUCUCUCAUUACAUUCAGCUACAGCUUCGAGGCGAAGGCUGGUUCGUUGUUUGCUCCUCGAAGUCUCAGUUCGUCCUCUUUCGAAAGUAACCUAGUAAUUAACUUCCCGGCAGCUCCUUUUUAGAAGUUAUAUAGUUAGAGCUAAGCAAUAUCAUUUUAAGGUAUUUAACUCCGAUUCAAUUCGAAUUCAGUUUAGAAACAAUACUCUCUCUUCAAAUGUUCAAAAUUUUUGUUUUAUUCUGAUUUAUUUUAAUUUAAGUUGUAUUUAGUUUUCAUAUAUUUACAUUUGACUUAAUUUUAAAUUUUUGAUAUGGUAGGUCUGAUGAACAAUUUGAUCCGAAACUUUUGAUAGCCCAGUGAAAAUAUCCUAAACUCAACGCACACAUAUCGAACGUCCCAUUGAAACGACUUCAACAAGUUCCCAAAGUAUUAAGCAUAAGUAUUCCAAAUAAGAGAAAAACAAUCUAAGAAUGCAGCUAAACGAUUUUUAAAUGAUUUUUAUAAUUUGUAGAAAAUAUUUAUAAACUAUAUAUACUUGUAUGUAUAAGUAAACCAUGGUCCCUAAAAGUAUAUACCUAUGCCUAUAUACGCUGGUUGUGGGUCUAAAAAUGAUAUAGGACUUGCGCUUAGAAUAUGUCUUAAAAUAAUACUCUAGGCGCGAUUCCGAUAUAUAUUUAUAGAGGUAUACAUGAAACAUCAACUAAAACUCGAACAUAUCUAUAGAGGAUAUAUAGUAUAAAAAGCUGCACUAUAUUUCGAAUGUAACUCGUGACAAAUACAUAAACUUAAGCAAGAGACUGCUAACAAGCAUUUUACGAUAUCGCCAAUGCAUAUAUACAUAUAUAUACACAUAUGUAAUACAUAGAGCUAUCUCUAUUUUUCAUAUAACCUGUGCAUAGCAACCUACUAAAAGCACAAUCUUUGAGUGUAAGAGCUAACAAUGAAAACUGAUAACACUUUAUAUAUAUACUAUAUAUAGAAUGAUAAGUUUUAGCAUCCCAUUUAUUACAUACAAAUAUGUCCAUUUUAUAUAAGCUAGCAUACUUUGCCUUGUUUUUGCCUCAACUUUUCAUUUCAUUUUCUAGCUAAAUGCUUUUUUAUCGCGACUUUUAAACAGAAUAUGCAUGCAUACAUACAUAUAUGUGUAACCGAUAUGCAUUUCAAUAUUUAUAGAUAUUUUAUAAACAAUCAAAUGCUGUAUAAAUAAAUUGCGAAAAAUUACUUUCGAAUGAA